Aspergillus tanneri is the source of this 1002-nucleotide messenger RNA. RefSeq names its product zinc-binding alcohol dehydrogenase family protein. The transcript has 2 exons. The record is from RefSeq and is a predicted model, not a curated record. Bases 1 to 1002 code for a protein of 333 amino acids. NCBI's taxonomy places the organism in Eukaryota, Fungi, Ascomycota, Eurotiomycetes, Eurotiales, Aspergillaceae. Gene Ontology annotation, molecular function: oxidoreductase activity, acting on NAD(P)H.
AUGUCCAACAAAUCAGCCAUCCUCCCCACCCCCAACUCCCAGCUCCAAAUUCUCGACGCACCAUACCCCGCCCUCACCCCAGACAGACUCAUCGUCCGCGUCCACGCCAUCGCAAUCAACCCCGUCGAUCUUGUGAUCCAAAAACAAAGUCCAAAUAUCUUCCCGCAUCUGGAGUACCCUAUAACUCUUGGAUUUGAUGUCGCAGGCGAGGUCGUUUCUGUUGGAGAGCAGAUCUCGAGGUUUAAAACUGGAGAUCGCGUGUUCGGUCUCGCAGGGGGUGUAUUGACGAAUAUCCGUCAAGAACAAGGGUUUCAAAAUUACGUUGUGAUGAGAGAAGUGGUUACUGCAAAGAUCCCAGAGAAGAUGUCGUAUACUCAGGCGGUGGUCCUGCCGUUGGGGUUGUCGACUGUUGCGUCGGGGAUGUUUCAGGAUGAUUAUUUGGGGAUGAGAUGGCCUGUUCUAAGUGCAGGGGGUGGGAAUGAGAAUGAGAUUGAGAUUGAGAAGAGAGAAGAGACGGUGUUAAUAUGGGGCGGUGCGAGCAGUCUAGGAUGCAAUGCUAUCCAACUGGCGCAUGCAGCUGGCUAUGAAGUGGUGACUACGGCAUCGGAGAAGAACUUCGAACUGGUUAGAUCGCUCGGCGCAGACCAUGUCGUUGACUAUCAUGCUGCCUCAGCAGUAGAUGACCUGGUGGAUUUCCUACAAAACCGGAAAUGUAGUGGUGCGUUGGCGAUUGCACCCGGAUCGGUGGAGAAAUGUCUAGAUAUCCUGCAGCGCAGUGGGAGUAGACCCUUCGUAGCGAGUGCGUCACUCCCCCCUGCUGGUAUCAGUGAGGACAAGGCCAAGUUCAUCUGGGGGGGUUCCCUCGCGCGAAAUGAGGUUGGGCCCGCUAUCUGGGAGAGAUAUAUCACACAGGCGAUGGAGAGAGGAGUGUUUGUUCCCAUGCCCAGGGCGAGAGUCGUCGGGGAGGGAUUAGAGAGUUUGCAGAUGGCGAUGGAUACAUAG